AUGGAAGAUAAUUUAAGUAAUGUUUUUAAAAAAGAUGAAAUACCUGCAAAAUCCAUUGAAGGAUGGAUAAUCAUAAUAACGAAUAUUCACGGUGAAGCAAGAGAUGAUUAUAUAAGAGAAGUUUUUGAAAAAUUUGGGCAGAUAAAAAACUUACAUUUAAAUUUAGAUAGACGAACAGGUUUUUUAAAGGGAUAUGCAUUUCUUGAAUACGAAAAUUUUGUUGAUGCUAAAAGGGCAAUUGAUGAAAUGGACGGUUCAAUUCUGUUAAAUCAGGAAAUUCAUGUAGACUGGGCAUUUGUACAAGAAAAAAGUAAAAAUUAA
Plasmodium gallinaceum is the source of this 321-nucleotide messenger RNA. RefSeq names its product RNA-binding protein, putative. The record is from RefSeq and is a predicted model, not a curated record. The transcript has 3 exons. Lineage: Eukaryota; Apicomplexa; Aconoidasida; Haemosporida; Plasmodiidae. Gene Ontology annotation, cellular component: exon-exon junction complex; cytoplasm; nucleus. Gene Ontology annotation, biological process: RNA splicing. The coding region runs from base 1 to 321 and encodes 106 amino acids. Gene Ontology annotation, molecular function: mRNA binding.